This is a messenger RNA of Mya arenaria, 1341 nucleotides long. Its product is annotated as toll-like receptor Tollo. The transcript is spliced from 5 exons. Gene Ontology annotation, biological process: immune response; inflammatory response; toll-like receptor signaling pathway. Gene Ontology annotation, molecular function: transmembrane signaling receptor activity; protein binding. Gene Ontology annotation, cellular component: membrane. Bases 1 to 1341 code for a protein of 446 amino acids. The record is from RefSeq and is a predicted model, not a curated record. NCBI's taxonomy places the organism in Eukaryota, Metazoa, Mollusca, Bivalvia, Myida, Myidae.
AUGAGUCAGAAUGAUGAGAUGCAGGAGAGGUCUCCAAGUGAUGAUUCCCAGCAAGGGUACCAGUCGCCAAAUGCUGUAACAUCCAAUACUGACAGACAGCUCAAUGGUAAGAUCAGGCUGAGGCCAAAUGAUGAAAUGGUGAGGUCGUCCAGUGGUGAUGAAUGUGAUGAUGGUCAGCUAGGGUACCAGUCGUUGGUAGUUCUACAACCCCACCCCGACAUACAUCAAAGUGACCAGAUUUUGAAUGGAAUGCGACUUUCAAUAACAGUGAGCCUGCAUCACAACCGAAUUUCCGAAAUUAUUGGGCACUUUUCUCUUUUGCCGGACCUUGAAACAAUAAUUUUGCACAACAAUAAGCUCAAAGGAAUAAAUUCUGCAACUUUUUCAAAUAAUUCACAUCUCAGAGAGUUAGAUUUGUCAUAUAAUGAAAUUUCACAUAUUGACGAACAUUCGUUUAACAAUCUCAAAUCAUUGCUAUACUUGAAGCUCGAAAGCAAUAAGUUGUCAUCGCUACCACGUCAUUUGUUUAAUGACUUGGGAAACCAGCUAGCAUGCAACUGUUCCAACAAAAACCUCCAAAACUGGUUGAAUGUAGACUCUGGUCUAAGGGUUUUAAACUACAUGUGCGUAAACGGAGAUGGAACUAUGGGAGAUUUCCUAACCAAAGAACUCGACUGUAAAACUCCAUCCGAGCACGUAGAUAUAAAGUCGGCAGUGAUCUCGAUUGCGCUUAUACUUGCUGUUGUGUUUGUUUCAUCCGCAAUAGUAUUUUACAAACGACAUGAAAUACAUGUCAUUGCGUUUUAUAAGUUUCACAUUCGUCUUAAAUGUUGGUGCAAGUAUCGGCGAAAAGAUUAUACAAACUAUAAGUAUGAUGCUUUUAUUAGCUUUGUGGAUCAUGACAUGAGUUUUGUUAGAAAUGAUUUACUUACCCUUUUAGAGCCGCAAUAUAGUGUGUGCAUCUACUACAGAGACUUUCCUGUAGGCGAAGAUAUAGCAGAAGCUAUUUUAAAAGCAAUCAAAACUAGCGCGGUUACACUUGUGGUUCUAAGCAAGGAAUAUCUAGCAAGUCGAUGGGGAAUGUUUGAAUUUAGAGAAGCGCACCACGCUGCAAUGCUGAAUGAUAAUCAUCGAGUAAUUGUCGUUAUACCAGAUAGAGAUGUUUUGCACAUGAAAUUAGAUUUGACGUUACGUAGUAUCUUAUAUUGCAAGGCCUACCUUGAGACAGCUGAUAUUUUGUUUAAGGAGAAGUUAUUACAUAUUAUGCCAGAACAAAGUGUGAACUCCAUUGAAGAAGCAGACCAAGAGGAUGCCAUAGAAACAGACUUGAUCAGUGUUUGA